CUCCGCGCCCCGCCCCGCGCUCUCCCCCGCCCUCCCUGCGCCGGCCGCUGCCGCUGGGAGCCGAGAGCGGAGCCACUCGCUGGUCCCGCGCCGCCGCCUGCGCCAUGAGCUUCUUGUUUGGUAGUCGCUCUUCUAAAACCUUUAAACCAAAGAAAAACAUUCCGGAGGGGUCUCACCAGUAUGAGCUGUUAAAACAUGCAGAAGCCACACUUGGAAGCGGUAAUCUCCGGAUGGCUGUUAUGCUGCCAGAGGGUGAAGAUUUAAAUGAAUGGGUCGCAGUUAAUACUGUGGACUUCUUCAACCAGAUAAAUAUGCUUUAUGGUACUAUUACAGACUUCUGUACAGAAGAGAGCUGCCCAGUGAUGUCAGCUGGCCCAAAAUACGAGUAUCACUGGGCAGAUGGGACAAACAUAAAGAAACCAAUCAAGUGCUCAGCACCAAAGUACAUUGAUUACCUGAUGACUUGGGUCCAGGAUCAGCUGGAUGACGAAACACUGUUUCCAUCCAAAAUAGGUGUUCCUUUCCCAAAGAACUUCAUGUCAGUGGCAAAGACCAUUCUAAAGCGUCUCUUUAGAGUUUAUGCUCACAUUUACCACCAGCACUUUGAUCCAGUGAUCCAGCUGCAAGAAGAGGCACAUCUUAAUACAUCCUUCAAGCACUUUAUUUUUUUUGUUCAGGAAUUCAACCUUAUUGACAGAAGAGAACUGGCUCCACUUCAAGAACUGAUUGAAAAACUGACCUCUAAGGAUAGAUAAAAGGAAGUGGAUUUGUGGAAAUAGCAAGCGUGUGGUAUUUCUGGGGUUUAUGUUUGUUUGUUUGUUUUGUUCUGUUUUGAAAACAAAACAAAACCUUGUUCUGUUUUUACAGGCAGCCAAGAUCCACUUUGUGCUUUUAUUAGGGGAAAUCUCUGUCUUUUAGUGACAUGCAGUAAAUGGCUUUUUUUUCUCAUUGUGGAUUUUUAGUAGAUUUUGAGUGUUUAUAAAGGAAGUAUGCUUGUUGGGGGAUUUGACACUGCUGACGGAUGGGUUCUCUUUUGUGUCAAUUGUAGCCCAUUCUCACUAAGUCCCUAAAAGACUUACAUUCUCUAAGUGCCUUGGCAGACUCACUUCUGAGGUGCAAAGCACACACAAUACUGAACAUUGCUGGAAACAGAAAAUAUAACCUACCCAGGACACUUACUGAUGCUUGGUUUAGAAUAUAUAUGCUUAAAGUACAAAAGCCAUAACUUACUUAAAUCAGUGAUCUCCAGCUUUUAAUACAAAGUGUCACCAUUAAAAAAGAUUAAUAUAAAGCUUCUCAAAACUAGGUAUUUCUAAAAAACCAAAAAAAGUAAAAAUGAAAAAUUAUAGUGAUGGUGACACUUCAGAUCAUGUCCUAGUCACCAGACCUAAAUUAUAAAGAUUUUAAAAUCAUGGACAACCGAGGAUAGCAGAGGGCUGGCUCUCCAUUCCACUGUUGUUUUGCUUUCCUUGUUACUUAUAUUUAUUUUGUUAAUAUAAAUAUCAACUCAGGCCAGCCUAAUGUACUGUAAGGUGCAUUACUUCCUUUAAUAAAGUUUCCUAGCAUUUCCCAAAUGAGCCAACCAAUUUGCAAAAGUAUCUUCAGUGAGAAGGAAAGAUGUAUUUAUUCAUCAUCAAAAAUGACACGUAAGUAAUAUUAAGAAAAAUCUUGUUUUAAAUCCACUGGAGUGAUGCCAUUUAAACAUGAACAGUAAAAAGCUAACUCAAGAUUAGAGCUCAGAUUCUCAAGCUUUUCCAGAAGAGAACAUCUCUUUGUAGAAAGAUUGUCUUGUGGACCACUUUCCAUUUGCAGUCAGAAGGCCCACAGCCCGUCUUGUUCAUAACUGUAUGAGGUCUCUGUGGCAACUACAGCAAUUGUUUACUUGGGGAAAGUUAUAUUAAGUAAUAUUUGUAUAUUUUUAGCUGUUUUUAGUGCGGCAAGUGCUUUUGUUCUUUUUGAGAAAACAAUCACACAGUCUCCUUUUUCUUUUAUUUCAUAUCUCCCUCCCUUUCUGGUCCAGUUUCUCUCAAACUGGAAACUGGGAGAACCAGUACCAUGUGGCAAGACAUUUCCAUUGACCACCCGCCAGUGGUCCACAGACUGCUAUUUGGACAUAUAGCUGUGCUAUAGCUAUGUGAAACUCAGGGGGUUCUGUCUCAGAAAUUCAUAUGGAACGUGUCUUUGCUUUCAAUCUGUGUAUCUUUGUAUCUGUCAAAUUUUGACUUCAAAUACAUUUGUCUUACACAUUUGUAAUGUGCCAUCCCCAUAGUAUCAUCGGUAUCUAGGUGCCAAAUCUCAAAAUGAAAAAGUAGCCAGUUUUCACCUGCUCUUGCAUCAUAACUUAACAGAACCACAGAUUUUACAUGAUUUUGAUGCAAAGAUGUAAAUUGACCCAUGAUACUGACCUCCUUUGUAAAGCACUUCGAGAGCUAAAGAUGAAAAGCACUAUAAAAGAACUAGCUAUUAUUAUUACACACUAGCAUGGCUCUUGAACCUUGGUGAUCUUUAGAUUUUUACAGUUUGUGACAGAACAAUAGAAGUAUUGCAGGAUAUCCUGAAACCAUACAAACAUUUCACACACCUCUGCUUGACACACAUUUUUGACUUUGAUAGUUAGGAGUGGGUAAUUAUGUAUGGAAAAACACAAUUACACAUGCAAAGAGCCUGCAAAAUUUGUAACUGGCCAUUUGUGCAUGCAGAUGUAAGUGGUAUUUGCAUAUACAGAUUACAUACACACUUAAUUUUGGAAGUCAGGCCCACAUUCUUGAAAUAGGAAACUCCAUUGCUUUACUAUUACUUACUUACUGAGCCAAAUCAUCUGAAGCUUGAAAACAAUCUUGUACCUAAACAAAUAUCCUCCAGUUGGGCAAAAGAUUUCUAGUGUAGCAAAAGCUGAUAUUAGCUGACUUUUUGUUUGCUUAACUGAUUACUGAUAUCGUAACCUUAUUUGUUACUUGAACUGAGCAUAGCUCUGGGAAUCCAGCUAUGGACUAGCAAACUGCCCUGAUACUCUGUUCAUUGCUUUUCCUGUAUAGAAAGACCACGUUUUAGAUAGCUGUUACAAAUUAGUAAGGGAAGCUCAGGUAAGCCAUGCUCACGUUGUAUCUUACAAUUGAUUACACUAGUAUGGCGGCAAUUGAUAGCAGCAGAAAAGUUAAAAUUAUAAUUUAACAUUCAGAUGUUCCCUCAGCUUCAUCAGAACGUUUCUUUAAGAUAUACAAAUCCCUUGGGUGUAUGUUAGCUGAUCUAUAUCUUGGAUUUACAGGUCAAAUUACAGCACAGGGUUUUAUUGGCCUUAAAGACAAGCUGCCAAAGGGUGGGGGAAGCAAUUGGGUUUGUGUCUUUUUUUCCUUCUUUCUGAUAUCUCUAGGUCUGAAAGAUGUUCCCAAAAAAUGGGGUGAAAAGGAGAAGCAGCUGCCAUUCUUUUGCUCUCUUAUAUUAGAAAUAUUAGGUCUUGGCUUCCUGUUUUUUCUGGAAGCCUCCUCGAAAAACCGGAGUGGGAGCUUUCUGACCCCACAGUUGAAGGGUCAGGGUGUUUGAAUCUUUCACACAGAUUGAUUUUCUUUCACAUAUUUGAACAAAAAACAGGUUUAAAAAGUCAGACUAAAAUCCCCUCCUCUCUCAAUUGCUGAUGUUCCAGUCUCUCCCUUAUAUGAAAAAACCAAAAUCUUACCUGGUCUUGGGAAGAAGAUCUUUGAGCUCUUCCUACAUCAGAAAGAAGUAAAAAGGGUAUGAACACAAUUUAUUUUCCGACAACUGAAAUAUUCACACCUGACGUUUUACUAACUCACUGUUCCUAGAGUUUAUAGGCUCUGGGCCAGUACUAGGAAGAGCUUAGCAAUGUGUAAUUUAAAGCAGGAGUCCACAGCAAGGGCAGCUUAGAUGUGCUUCAGCCAGCAGUGCAUGCAGUAGCUGGCUGUACGUCUGAAUGCACUCCCUAGUGUCAGAACAUGCCCACUCUGAGGCUGUGGUAUACUGGCUUGUGCAAGAACCAGUCCCCCCACGUCUCAUUCCAGUGUUGGAGAAAGAGGUUCCCUGGGCCUCCCCCUCCUAGAAAACUGUGCUGUGCACAUAAGAGGGGCUGGUCUUGGUCUUCCAUGUUAAGUAAGAUCAUAGGGAACUCAAUACUUAUCUAGGCUGAGCUGCACAAGUCGGUACCUGAGUAUUGGUCUCAAUAUUUUAUUUCCUUGCAUUUGGGGGCUCCUUGGAGGCUAUUCACGUGUAUGGGAUGGGGUAGACAACUGAGCCAAAUACUAAAUCCAGUUUCAGAACUCUAGCUAUAAUUAACUGUAGAUCUGUUAUGGUCCGAGGGUCUUUUUAGUUCCUGGAUAAUUAACUCAACAGACUAAAUGGCUCUGAAGCCUUUUUGUUUUGAGUUACCGGGGCACAUAAAGGCAUCCAUCUGACUAUUCAGACGGCAGAGUCAUCCCCUAAAACUUAAACUGCACAAACUGUUCUAAUGCGUUUCAGACAUGAAGAAAACUAAAUUUUUAAUUGCUCUUGGGUCUGUGGCCUUUUAUGCUUCGCUUCAGUCUGAAGAACAUUUUAUAGCUGAAAACUGGGGGCUUGUAAUGGAAAUACACUGACAGGCUUUUAAUUGUAUGGAGGCGUAAGUGGUGCUGCUUUUAAUAGCUAACGGCAUCUGCGUCAUUAAUUUUCAUUUCCACUGAAAACUGCUUUGCUGAGCUUACUGUAAUCAGUACUGGUUUACUGGUCAGUGUGGGUGUUCAGUGUGCAGAUUAUGCUUCUGGCGAGAGGAAAAAUAUUUUGACCAUUGGUAAUCUUCUUGCAUCUCUAGAAGGCAAUAGACUUUGGCCUGGUCUACACUACAAAGUUAUGUUGACAAAAGGCACCAUACGUUGACCUCGUUGUGCAAAUGUCUUCACUUAAAUGUGGCUCCUGAUGACAUAAGUUCCCUGCUAUGCCAGCUUAAUAACACCACCUCCCCAAGUGAUGUAGAGCUAUGGUUGAUAGGAUUAGGUCGACGCACUGUGAGUGUAGACGCUGUGUUAUUUAUGUGACUGUUACUGUCCUCCAGCAGCUGCCCCACACUGAUCACCCUUGUGAAUUCCGCUGCUCAGGUGGCACAGAGGCCAGAAGCGUCUCUCCCGAACUCCCACCUUUUAAAGCCCCAUUAAUUUUUGAAAUUCCUUUUUCUGGCUUGGCGAGCACACCUAGCAGCUCUCCAUUGUUCAGCGGAACUGCCCAGCUGAUGCUGAUGCCUACAUGCUCCGGAUGUGCUCCUGCCUGGAGUACACAGGAGGUAUUGGAUCUCCUGGGCCUUCAGGGACACGAGGCUGUGCAGGCACAGCUCCGAAUUAGCGGUAGGAAUGUGGACAUCUAUGAGCAGAUUGCUCAGGGGAUGCAUGAGAAGGGGUAUAGCAGGGACCAGCAGCAGUGCCACAGGAAAGCCAAGGAGCUGUGGCAGGCAUACCAGAAGGCCAUCAACAAUCAGUCAGUCCAUUGCCAAGCCACAGACCUGCUGCAUUUACAAAUUGCUGCAUGCUGUAUUUGGUGGAGAAACCACCCCCCUCUCUGAAAGUACCAUGGUUACGUCUGAGGAGCCUGAGUCACAGACCCAUGCCAUGAACAGCGAGGAGGAGGUGGUGGACAAGGAAGAGGAGGAGAAGAAUGGGGGACAGACAACAGGGGGGAUCCAGCUGCUCAGCGAGCCAGGACCUGUUUUUGACUGCAGUGCAGUCCAGCCAGUUCUGCACAGGAGAGCCCGAUGUAGGGGAAGAAAGCUCAGAUAAGUGUGUAGUUUAAUUUUCAAUAACAGAGAUGCCCCCCGCCUCAAAGUAGCAGGGCACAUCUUUUGAGUUAUCAUUAAUUUACGUGUGCUAGAAGAAGGAGUGGUACAACCAAGAGAGGCAGCGUUGCUAUCUGCUUUUCCGUCCCCUCUAGAGUUGUGCGGGGAGGCGGCAUACAGAGCAGUUUAUUUGUGCGCGCAGGGAUGUCCUUGAAUCCUGUGGAGAUCUCACUGAAACUUUCAUGGAGGAACUCUGCAAUCCUGUGCCAAAGGUUUCUAGGGAUGGCAGCCUUAUUUCUACUGCCACGAUAGGACACUUACCCACGCCAAUCAGUGAUAACUUUAGCAGGUACCAUUGCAGUACGCAGGCUAGCAGCAUACGGGCCUGGGCAGCUUCUGGACACCAGCAGCAGUUGUGCUCUCUCUGCCUCUGUUAUCCUCAGGAGUGAGAUACUAGGUAAAGUCACCACCGCCUGUGGAAAAUGGUGCCAGUAUUCAUUGCCAUUGGCCUAUACUACUAGAAUCAUGCAGUUGAGCAAUUCCCUCCUCGUUUCCCCAGGCUCACCAGGGCAGGUGCUGUGACAAGCACCAUGCUCAAACAAUCCAAGCAGAAGUGAGAAUGUAGUGCUUAAAACUUUUGGGGAGCAAAGGGAGCGAGUUCAGCAUGUUAAGUUUCACUUUCCGUAGUGAAUACAUGGCAAUGAUACUUCUGUGUUUUAUCUGCAUCUGCUGCCAUUGUGGCCUUCAGGGUCUCCCCUCCACACCUGUGGAACGCCUGAGCCAGAUAAGGAAGAGAAAGAAGAGGACUUAGGAUGACGUGUUCAGUGAGAUCCUAUAAGCCAGUGACGAAGCGGACUGUGAGCACAGGCACUGGAGGAUGAACAUUGCAGACAGCCUAGAGAAGUCUAGAGUGGAGAGGAGAAAGGCCCAGGAAAAGAAGAGGAAGAUGCACCUGGACAUAAUGGGGCUUCGCAGGCAACAAACAGAGAUGCUGAAGACUCUGGUGUACUUGCAGGUGCACCAACAAUCCUGGGCUCACCUUCCUUUGCAGCCCAUUGAGACCUCAAUAUCGGAACCUUCCUGUACCUCCCCCCGCACCACAUUCCACGUGGCAGCAUGGGUUGCUGCACUACCCCUAGCACUCCACCCUGGAUGACAUUAAAGACAAUCACAACUUCACAUAUCCUGACGUGUGAAAGCCAUGGUUUGUGUAUGUGUAGCUGAAAUGGACAUAAUGGUCCUCCUUCAUAAGUUCUGUUCUCUUAAUUUAUUGAGUUUUUAUUAAGUUUUAAAUGUAUUUGGUUUUGAAAUGCCUGAAUUUUUGUUUUUUUAGUACAGAUUUUGUUACAGAAUAAAAUUCUAUUAGUUGGAACAUAAUUAAUCUUUAUUAGUUCACAGUGUGUACUGGCUGAUGUUCACAGUUCUGAAAGCGACCAAUUACGUGUUACUGCACAGUAUCACACAACUCAUAAGAUCAUUCACAAACAAAAUUAAUAGGUGCAUUAACAAUGUUAUAUUCCUGCAUAUACAGCAAUCACCACACAAUUCCUUCUGGACUGCAAAAGAAUAGGGCUAGACAGACUACAUUACUACAACACACAUUACCCUGGCUCACUAUUAAAAUGGUCUUUCAAACCCUCCUUGAGCCAUAUAGCGCCACAUUGAGCUUUUCUAACAGUCCAUGUAUCUGGCUGCUCAAAUUCAAUAGACACCUGCUCCACUUCCACCCUGGCAGAAACUUUUCUUCCUUUGCUUCACAGAUAUUAUGCAGGACACAGGAGGCAGCUAUAACCAUUGGGAUAUUUUUCUCACUGAGAUCCAAUCUUGUGAGUAAACAACGCCAGCGUCCCUUCAAAUAUCCAAAGGCACAUUCAACUGUCAUGCCACACCUGCUGAGCUGGUAGUUGAAGCAUUCCUUGGUGCUGUCAAGAUGGCUGGCAUACAGCUUCAUAAGCCCAGGGAGCAAGGAUUAGGCUGGGUUGCCCAGGUCACUGUUGGCAUUUCAACAUUCCCAGUGGUAAUCCACCAGUCAAGAAACUAAGUCCCUGCUUGCAGCUUUCUGAACAGUUCUGUGUUCUUAAAGAUGCAAGUAUCAUGCACCUUCCCUGACCAGCCCACACUGAUGGUGAAGCAUCGCUGGUGAUCCACCAGUACUUGCAUAACCAUAGAAAAGUAGCCUUUCUGUUGAUGUACUCUGUGGCAAGGUAGUCUGUUCCCAAAACAGGGAUAUGCGUGCCAUCUGUUGCUUGACUGCGCUUUGGGAACCCCAUUGCUGCAAAACCAUCCACUAUGUUCUCCACAUUGUAGAGUGUCACAGUCCUGCUUAGCAGGAGGUGAUUAAUGGCCUUGCACGGUUAUAUCACAACUGCCCACUUGGUGGAUUUCCUGACUCCAAAUUAAUUCCCAGCUGACCAGUAGCAAUCUGGCAUUGCAAGUUACUACAGUGCAGUCGCCAUUCACUUCUCCACUGUCAGUGCAGCUUUCAUUCUGGUGUCCCUGCACUGGAGGGCUUGGGUGAGCUCAGCACACAGAUCUAGGAAUGUGGCCUUGCACAUCUGAAAGUUUGGCAGCCACUGCUUGUCAUCCCAGACCUGCAUUAUGAUGCAAUCCCAUCAGUCAGUGCUUGUUUCUUGGGCCUUGAAGCAGUGCUCCACCAUUUGCAGCUUCUCCAUGAAUGCCAACAAGAAUCUUGAAUUGGUUCUCGCUGUGUCCCACAGCAAUCUGUCGUCCAAGGAAUCAUCAUGUUCCCUGCAUCUCUUCUUGUGGUUCUGCAUUUACUGCAGGAUCGUGCACCCUGUGCUUGCAAUACUCAUUAAAAUAGUGCAGAGGUGUUCAGGAUCCAUGCUUUUGUCAGAGAUGGCAGACAGCAAGGAGAGCCACAUGGGUUUGUGGGAUUUUGAAAAAAAAAGUCUUCAAAAUUAUGGGAUACAGAUGGUGCUAUGGGAUGGAGACCGUUGCAAUUUGGAAAGUUGACCCCAUGCUUCCAGUUACCCUGCACAACUCAUUUCUGCCCCAUCAAACAUUGUCAAAACUUCCUAAAAGUGCACCGGAUUGUGGAGAGUUGCACAGUGGAAUACUUAUGCAUCAAUACAAGUGUUCCUGGUGACUACACGCUCUGCUAACACAACGAGCCCCAUAUGCGCUCACACAAGCGAUGUACUAACUGCAGCAGCUGUAUGCUGAUGUAAGUUUGUAAUGUAGACAUGGCCGUUGUCAAUGCUUUGCUGUAUAUCUAAAUGAGAACAGUGUUAACCAGAAAGCCCCUUCAAAAAACAGUUUACUUGUGAUUAUUUGGAUUAGCAUUCUCUAUUGAGAGCUUGCAGGCACGGUAAAUAAUUUUUAAAAAAUGCAUGGAGCAGUAAAAGGUGUUUUUAUAUGGUCUAAUCAGAAAUAGAGUAGAAAGCUUAAUCUACUGAAGAAUCCAAAACUUAAAAGCAGGGAUUUGCAGACCGCAGCUGAGCAGUAGCUGUAUUUAUUUUGGCGAUCUGCCUUCUCACUUUGGAUAUUUGAUCUCAAUUUUAAAACAGCAGCUAUAAAAAUUCAGGACACUCUUCUGCAGUUCACACUCUCAUAUAUUAGAAUUAAUAUGUAGAAUAUUAGUCUUACGUGGGCAUCUUAUUCUUCUACUGUGUUUGUUACUUGGCAUCUAGAAGGCCGUUAAUUCUGUCACUGUUCAUAUAGAUAGUUUUGGCUCUUAAAACUACAUCUUCUUUGAAUAGGGAAGACAAACCUUUUGAAGUUGAGACUUGAGUAGCGUAUGGGAAGUAUGAAAUGUGGAUUGUGAAAAAAUGUUGGUGGAAACCUUUUUUUAGCACUACUUCUAGAUAUGUAAUAAAAGCUUGGAGAUCACUGUCUGAAAGAAAGCUGUUGGAAUAUACUUUAAUUAUACUAAUCUUGAAGAUAAUAGCAUCUAAGAUACUAAUGCAGUGCAUAGGAUAGAGUAUCCCUUUUUGUAUUAUACUUUAAGCUUUUAAUUUUCAAAUAUUUUUGCAAAAGACUUGGGACCAGAAUUGAGUGUGUUUACACCUGUAGAGCAUGGGCACAUCAAAAUAUUAAGCAAAAUUCAUCUUGGUUUUUAAACUCAGCUGGACUCUAGUAAACUUGGUAACAGAACAGUAUCUUUUAAAAAACAGAACAAACCACAACACUAGUCUAGAUCCAUGUUAUAAAGGGAUACUAUGUUAGAUAUUUCAUUGUUUUGAUAUUAAACAUUGAAGCGUUAGGCCUUGUUGACACCGGGAGCAGAACCAUGCAAGCCACAACUGACCUGGUUAUGCUCCCAGUAUAGGUUAAGGCCUUACAGUUUAAUAACGUUUUAAAGAGGUUUUGCUAUUUUUCAGCUACCAGCGUGUUUGAUUAUAUUGAUGAUUUGCGUGGUAACUUCAGGAAGUAAUCUACCUUGAGAUGAGAUCACUGCUGGCAUACUCUAUUAGUUGUGUUCUGCUGUCUUAUGCCAGAGGUGAAUUUGGUCCAGGGAAUUUACGCAAUUAGGAUGGUAGAUAAAUUCUAAUCACAGACAUUUUUAAGUCUUUCAUAGUCAAGUCAGGGAUUCAAGUUAACUGCACAAGUGGAGAAGAUGCGCCACAUCCGACUGUUGCUGGUAGCUGAUUUGAUGUCCAACAUGGUAGAGGGGGAGAAAGAAAACAAUUUUUAAAAGGGGCAAAUAGCCUGUUUGCAAGUGUCUCUAGUUUAUUUUACUGCUUACUAUGCAAUGUAGAACUUUGAACUUUUGCAUUUACCUUGAUAGAAAACAGAGGGGUACUGUUGUCUAUUUAAUAUUUUGGAACUGAACACUCUCUGAAACUCACUUCAUAGGUAUAAGAUGCCUAUUUGCUGCUAUUGACUUUCUUUACCUUCCAGAUUCCUCCUUUUUCUUUCUUAACCCCCUUUCCCUGGAUCACCAUACAUAGUUUUAUUAAAAAUACUUCAUUUAGAGGUGUUUUUUGUGCGAGCCAACACUGGUGAUUUUUUUUUCUGGAGUGCUAUGUUAUUGUAUAUAAAACAACAGUUUUCAGCUGGACUGUUAAAGGUGCAGCAUGACUAUAGACCUGCCUGUUUCUUCCACUAGAAAACUCCCACCAUUAUUUAGAGCCUUGUUUUCUUGAUUGGUAACUUCAUUUGAGUUUUCCAAACUGAAUCACUAGCACCUCUAAUGUUAAGGUUUUAAAACUGUGUAAAAGUUUUGAUGUUUUAUCUUUUUAGUAGAUAACUAACAUGGACAUUGAGAGUAUUACGCACAUUUUUUCUCCUUUUUAAGUAUAAUUUCCUCUUAACAACUGAAGACUGCAAAACGACUAAAUUUCAAAAACCUCAUUUUUGUUUUAAGAACUCUCCUUAAAUUGUUCUUCACAGAUUACUGUAUUUUUAGGGGAAACUAAUUUUUAUAGCCAUUAAACUGUACUCGUUAUUUUUGUACAUGUGCAACUAGGGACAUGUUGGGACACAAGUCUUGGAGGGAAUACUUAAUUCUUUGCUGUUUUGAUUCUUCCUAUAUGCUGGAGUUGUAUUGCUAAAUACUACCACUGGAAGCAAUACCUUGAUGUGCAAUGGAGGUGAGAGAUGAAUGCAAUAAAAGUGAAUGAGGUUUGAAUAAAAAUUAAUUGCUGGAGGCAAAAGGAUAUUGCAAAAGCAACACUGUAACCUUCAUAUUCACUUCUUUAUACAUCUUAAAGCAGCUGGAAGAAAAAAUAGGUGUAAAAUAUUAAAUGCAACAUGGGAAUCCGUACUGUAAGCUAACCGUGCCAAUAUUGCUUCAGUUUGUAGUCUUUAUUGAUUGGUAUUUUAGUUUUAGAUCAAAACAGCUUUUGAUUAGAAAAGAAGUUGAAUGUCUGAAAAUCUGCAACAUGUUUAUUUGAGAGAUGUAAAUAAUGUAUACAGAUUGCUGUAUGUGAUGGGAUGAAAAAAUAUUUAAAUUCUAGGUUUUUUCAAUAAGAAAUUGAAUGCUGUUUAUAAGGAAAAAAAUAAAUAGCUAUGUUUGA
Chelonia mydas (Green sea turtle) is the source of this 11727-nucleotide messenger RNA. It is a transcript of the gene MOB1B, whose product is annotated as MOB kinase activator 1B. The record is from RefSeq and is a predicted model, not a curated record. The transcript has 6 exons. Gene Ontology annotation, cellular component: cytoplasm; nucleus. Gene Ontology annotation, biological process: hippo signaling; positive regulation of protein phosphorylation. Gene Ontology annotation, molecular function: protein kinase activator activity. Bases 105 to 755 code for a protein of 216 amino acids. Lineage: Eukaryota; Metazoa; Chordata; Testudines; Cheloniidae.